AUGGCUCAGAAGCGCUUGAUGCAGGAGCUGCAGGCUCUUCAAAAGGAGAAGUGGGUGACCAUCGAGACGGACGAAACUAAUCUCCUACGAUGGAAAGUUGGGCUUUGGGUUGUGAAUCCAGACAGCAUCUGGCAUGGCGCAUACCUUCGCGCCGACAUGCGAUUCCCUACCGAGUACCCUUACCAGCCGCCGACCUUUAAAUUCCUAACCAAAGGCAUUUGCCAUCCGAAUGUCUACACCGACGGCCACCUCUGCAUCUCUAUCCUCCACAGACCAGGCGACGACGAGCAGUCCGGCGAACUGGCAAGCGAACGAUGGAACGUCCUCCACGGCGUUGAAUCCGUCCUCCGAUCCGUCCUCCUCCUCAUGGACGACCCGGAAAUCAACUCGCCCGCCAACGUCGACGCCAGCGUACUUUACCGCGACAAGCGGGACGAAUACGACGCCCACGCCAAGGACGUUGUCAACCGCACGCAGUCGGACAUCCCAGACGGCGUGCGAAUGCCCACGACAUCGGAGCUGGCUCCCGUUCCCGUGAAGCCCGUCGAGGACGAUGCCGAUUUCUGGAACAUGUCUGACGAGGAGGAAGACUUUGGAGGCAGCGAUAGUGAUGAGGAUAUGGGCGACUUUGAGGAAGACGAUGAUGAUGAGGAUGACGACGAGGACGAUGAGACAAAGUGA
Messenger RNA from Pochonia chlamydosporia 170, 681 nucleotides. Its product is annotated as ubiquitin-conjugating enzyme, E2. Lineage: Eukaryota; Fungi; Ascomycota; Sordariomycetes; Hypocreales; Clavicipitaceae. The transcript is spliced from 3 exons. Gene Ontology annotation, molecular function: ubiquitin conjugating enzyme activity. The record is from RefSeq and is a predicted model, not a curated record. Bases 1 to 681 code for a protein of 226 amino acids. Gene Ontology annotation, biological process: protein polyubiquitination; proteasome-mediated ubiquitin-dependent protein catabolic process.